This is a messenger RNA of Sclerotinia trifoliorum, 2419 nucleotides long. NCBI's taxonomy places the organism in Eukaryota, Fungi, Ascomycota, Leotiomycetes, Helotiales, Sclerotiniaceae. The record is from the annotation of a GenBank genome assembly.
UAUUCUUUUGAGGUUUAUCGGUCUUUUCCUUCUACGAUUAAAGAUAUGAAUAUGGCUGGCAUCUUCUCCAAUGUCAAUUACUUCGAUAUGAUUGGCCCAGCCCCGGUAACGUUACUUUUCCCCACCCUGUUAUCGCGGGGCAAGGGGUCGUACUAGGCCUUGCAUGCAGAGACAAGCUUGACAUCUACAAAGCUAUCAAAAUGCUUAUCGCAAGAUGAGCUUUGAGUUGUUCUACUGCCCCUUUACGCUCUGAAUUGAGGAUGAGUAAAGUAUUUUAUAUGCUGUGAUAACCCGCCAGACCUUUGUUGUUGGCAAGUGCAACCGAUUGAGCACUACAAAUUCGCAAGAAUAUCUAUUCAAUUGGUAUCUCAUAUCUUCUUUCUAAAUCCCCACCCACAAGCUAAACUACAGCUCCCCAGUCCCAGUUAUAACCCAUAGACAUGGCACCACACGCAUCCACCCCUACCAAUCCCUCCGCAACCACGUCCUCAAAUCCACCCCGCAUCCUUAUAAUCGGCGCCGGAUCUCGAGGCUCCCAAUACUCACGCUGCGUCGCCGAAUCCACUCCUGGCAUCGUCUACGCCGUCGCAGAACCUAUACCUUACAAACGUCAACGGCUGGGUUCCCGCUACAUCUGGGGUUCCAAUGCACCUUCUCCAGGACAGUCAUUUUCCAAUUGGAAGGAAUUUCUCGAUUAUGAACUCGAUCGACGUGCUCGAGCUUCUCGCGGAGAAUCUGUACCACCAGGUGUCAAUGCUGCGUUUAUAUGUGUGCUAGAUGAGAUGCAUAAGGAGGUUAUAGUGGGGUUGAAACCAUUGGGAUUACAUAUUAUGUGUGAGAAGCCUUUGGCUACGACGUUGGCAGAUUGUGUGGAGAUAUAUAGGGCGAUGUUACCAGAUUAUCCACGGAAUCGAUUGCCGGAGAAGAUAUUUAGUAUCGGGCAUGUAUUGAGGUAUAGUCCGCAUAAUAUGAUGUUGAGGAAAUUACUUUUGGAGGAGAGGGUGAUUGGGGAUGUGCUGAGUAUUAAUCAUACUGAGCCGGUGGGAUGGUGGCAUUUUACUCAUAGUUAUGUUCGGUAUGGGAGUUUUCUUCGUGAAAUACAAGGCACGAUAGCUAAUAUCAAGAUAGUGGAAAUUGGCGCAGAGAGUCCACAACAGCUCCCUCCCUCCUCACGAAAUCUUGCCACGAUAUCGAUCUCCUCCUCUGGCUUCUCUGUUCUCCUUCCCCCUCAGACCCAACCGCUCCACCUCAUCUCCCCGAAACAAUAACAUCCACGGGUUCCCUUCAGCAAUUUACUCGCACCCGCAAACCGAAAGCUGCUGGCACCGCGACAAACUGUCUUUCCUGUCCCAUUGAACCAGACUGCAAAUACUCCGCGAAAGACAUAUACAUAUCCCCGAAAUUCAAGGGUCUCAAAGCCCCCAACACCAAUUGGCCUGUCGAUAUUCUUGUCCCAGAUAUCGAAGAUAUUCUCACCACCUCCGGCUCUUCAGCCGCAGAAUCCGCUGUUCUAUCCAUUCUAUCCAAAGACUACACAGCCGAAACCCCUAUCUCUGAAAUUGAAGCUAAGAAUUGGUUCGGGCGCUGCGUCUACGAAUCAGACAAUACAGUCAAUGACGAUCAAUUCGUAACCAUGACAUUUCCCGUGAAUCCCUCUCUAAAUCGCGGGGCUAAACAAGCUUCAUUCCAUAUGGUAUCUCAUACAAAGAAGAUUUGUGAAAGAUACACACAUAUUUAUGGAAGUGAUGGGGAAAUAUAUGCAGAUAGUACGACGAUUGAAGUCGAGGAUUUUAAGACCGGAGAGAAAAAAGUUUACGAGCCGAAAAUCACGGAUACUAAGAGUGGACAUGGAGGUGGUGAUGAAGGUUUAGUGAGACAGUUUGUAGGAGCUGUGAAUAGUGUUAUGAAUGAAGGAGCAGAUGUAGAAGUUGCGCAGAGGGAAUGGGUAGGAUGUAGCCGUAAGUUUUUGUCUUCUUUGUUUAUUACCUUCAACUCCCCCUUUUCUUAUUUACCGAAAAAUUCACAAAAACUAACAUAAAUAUCCUAAAUAACAGUAGAAGAGGUAAUUCGAAGUCACGCGGUAGUAUUCGCAGCCGAAGAAGCACGAAAGGAUAAACUAGUCUUAAAUUUUGAGAAUUGGUGGGAUAGAGAAGUUGUAGGGAAGCUGAAUACUUCUGUUUUGGUGGUUUAAUAAUGAUAUCAUGAUGGCGUUUGGAAAGCCAGCUAGCGAGUGGGAAGAAGUGUUGUGAUGUCGUUUAGAUAGUAUGUAGGGUAGAGUUUUAUUUAUACCAAUUGGGUGUGUGUGUAGUAGUUCGCUGGUAGAUUCAUGGAUUUUAAUUUUAUUUAAAGUUCAUUUAACUUUGUCGGAUUUGAUGCUAUUAUAUUCGAUAGGAUGAGAUAGGAUAGGAUAGGAUAGGAC